AUGUGCUCUAGGAGCUGUUCCCGUUGGAUUGGAGUAUCUCUGUACCCAUUGGUGCUCACAUCCAUCAUCUGUAACAUAGUACUGUUCUUUCCUGGCUGGGACGUCAAGUAUGCCAAAGAAGGACACAUUACACAGGAGGUGCAGUACUUUGGGGGAAUCGUUGGAGGAGGUUUAAUGAUGUUGAUCCCAGCAAUUUAUUUCCACUUGGCUGCAGAAAACGGGUGCUGUGGAAUCCGCUCUGGGAUGUUCUUACCCAUUCUGUUGGCUGCGGCGGGGGCGGCCGGUGGCGUGUACAGUUUCGUUGUGGCAUUGCUUGGUGUGUACAAUGGGCCCUUCUGCGGUGUAUUUGGUGGAAUUUGGACAAGACCUUUCCAAAAGAGUUAUUUCAUUUACCUGAUCAACCACACCCUGUGGGCCAUCUGCUCAGAGCCCGAGAACGUGGUGCAGUUCAACACCGGGUUGUUCUGUACCCUGAUGGCCACUAGCUGUGUGCAGGUGCUGCUCUGUGCCAUCCAGAUGCUCAACGGCCUCGUCGGCUGCCUGCGUGGAGCCUGCAACAACAAGGCAUUUUAUCACGUUAACUAUAACCCCAACAUUUUCAUUGCUUUCCUUUGCUUUGUCUUGUGAAUUUAGUUGUUUGUUUUUUUGCCUUCCAGGAACCUUAAAUUCCAGGUCCACGUGGUGAAGAUGUUUUGCAUCACAUCUGAUGAAUGGACGGGCGCCCCCGUGCAGGAGGGCUAGGACUCGUGUUUCUGUUUCGGCAUAAAACAUUCACAUAUUUAAUUAAAAUGUGCAUUUCAAGAUGCUUCACGCGGUUUCGAUGCAUUAGCGUGUCUUGUGAACAAAGCACGGUAAAUCCUUUAUGAUAAUUACGUGGUUGUGCUUUAAUAAAUUGGCUUACAUUAAAAAGUUUGCGGAUCCAAAAUUCUGCCUCGUGUUGAAUCGUAGAACAAGACUAAAUGUCACUCAAUAAUAUGCCAACAUUUAUAUCAUAUGUUUUCAUGUGUUGUAUCAGAUUGAUAGACAUAAACAUCUGAAGAGAAGACCAACAUCCUAGAUCCUUA
Molecule: messenger RNA, 1064 nt
Organism: Pungitius pungitius (ninespine stickleback)
Lineage: Eukaryota; Metazoa; Chordata; Actinopteri; Perciformes; Gasterosteidae
Product: transmembrane 4 L6 family member 1-like
Exons: 4
Coding region: 1-627 (208 amino acids)
Cellular component (GO): membrane
Source: RefSeq, a predicted model, not a curated record